GUUCUUCUUCAAAUUUUCCCUUCAUUUUUUUUCUGAUCACCCAAAUUUUUUUUUUGAAUUUAAAAUAAUGGGAUUCUGUUCUUUUCCAAAGGGUUUUUUUUUUUUUUUUGUUCAAAAGAGAAAUUCAGGCUUUGGUUAUGUCAGUACAAGUUCAAAUCGAUAUUCUUUCCGAUCCGUUUUAGGAAUAAUGAAAAUGGUUUCCUUUGUUUUUUUUUUUGUUUCUUCAUUAUUCAUAGCUUAUAAUUGAAGCCUUCAUGGAAUAUAUAUAAAGAGGGAAUUUUAUGCCAUACAUUUUGAAUUCAACCUUCCCAUUGUUCAUCAUCCAUCUUAUUCUGCAUCUCCUUUUCUUUUCUUGAUUCAAUCUUUUUUUUUUUUGCGCGUGGUUUCUGCGGAUCGUUGAUCUUUAAAUAUUUGAUCGUAGUAUGAAACACGAUACGCUCUCUUCAUUCCAUCCAAGAAAAGUGAACAAUUCAUUUUUUUUAUUGUUUUCUGAAAUUUUCUUGGCUCAUUAUACUAUAUUCUAAAUGAACACUCAGAAAAUUACGUGCCAGGAGAGAAUUCGAUUGACUCAGGGACUGAUUUCUGAUUGUAAAGUUGAUUUUGUUAAUCAUUCGUCUCAAUUUUCUGGUACCCAGCAACGAUCAGACAUGGGAAUUCAAAUUCAGGCACCCGCCAUCGAAGGAGGAAUUUCGCAACUUCACUACCAGUUUAGAUCACCAAACAACAUUUUGAGUCCUUUUGAGUCACCAACUUAUGAUUUUUAUGCCACCGAGGGAUGUAUGGGAUUUCCCCUGUAUAAGUCUGAGACGACUGCUGUUUCCAUGGAUUCAAUUGAGCAAUUUAACACCAGUUCUGAACUGACAAACACUCUGCAAUCCCUCGUGAAAUCCCAGUACUGUGGAAGAAAAUUUAGCAGAUCCCCUUCUCUGGAUCAAAAUAGGUUUCUUGUUGACGAAGCAACAGAUUUUGGGAGAAAUAAGUCACGUGUUGCUCUUAAAGGAAACCAGGAUCAUAGAAUUUUCUGCAAUUCCAAUUAUAAUUCUCCACUUGUUCGUCAGAGCUUCUACGCGAAGCAAGAGAAGCAGCAGUCUCUGAGGCUUUCUCCUGUAAAAUCUGUCAAGAAUGGGUCUGAACUUGUAAGUAAAACAAGAAUAAGAUGGACCCAAGAUCUUCACGAGAAGUUUGUCGAGUGUGUCAAUCGCCUUGGAGGCACCGAGAAGGCAACACCGAAGGAAAUUCUGAAGUUAAUGGACUCAAAUGGAUUGACAAUUUUCCAUGUCAAAAGUCAUUUGCAGAAAUAUCGAAUUGCAAAGUACAUGUCGGAUUCCGCAGAAGGAAAAUCUGAGAAAAGAAGCAGCACAAAUUAUAUACCUUAUCAGCUUGAUACAAAAACAGGAAUGCAAAUCAAAGAAGCAUUAGAACUUCAAUUAGACAUUCAAAGGCGUCUUCACGAACAACUUGAGAUUCAGAGAAAUUUACAAAUGAGAAUCGAAGAGCAAGGGAGGCAGCUGAAAAUCAUGUUUGACCAGCAGCAGAAAACAAAAGAAAAUCUAAAUGAAGGCUCAAAUUUCAGACUCCAUGAUUAAUCCACCUCCAAUCGACCUUGAAGAUUUUGAGGUUUCAAUUGCAUUCUCCUUGGAAGUUGAUUGCAUUCAUCAAAAUCAUGAACACAUACAUUUGUAUACAACAUGCUUUUUAUGUGUAGUUUUUGAGCUUUGAUGCCCUUUAGAAAUGUGUAUAAGGUUAUAUUA
Messenger RNA from Carica papaya (papaya), 1751 nucleotides. Its product is annotated as myb-like HTH transcriptional regulator family protein. The record is from RefSeq and is a predicted model, not a curated record. Lineage: Eukaryota; Viridiplantae; Streptophyta; Magnoliopsida; Brassicales; Caricaceae. Gene Ontology annotation, molecular function: DNA-binding transcription factor activity; DNA binding.